AUGUCUGCCGAGAAGAGACCCGCCGACGGCGAACCAGGCACGUCGCAUGUCCUGGUGAAGCGCCAAAAUGUCAACAAGUCAGAGGGUGCCCUUGCUCGCCUGAACGCCUCCAGCAAUGCGCUCGUGCAGUCGGCCCCGAGAACGAGUGCGCUGCAGGCACCUGUAAUGCAGUUGACGGGUCAUUCUGGUGAAGUAUUCACAGCCAAAUUCGACCCUACGGGAAACCUCAUUGCGUCUGGGUCAAUGGAUAAAAGUAUAUUACUGUGGCGAACAUACGGCGAUUGCGAAAACUACGGCGUACUAAACGGACACAAGAGCGCGGUUCUGGAUCUACAGUGGUCUCGCGACUCCGAAAUCUUGUACACUGCCUCUGCCGACACGCACCUGGCGAGCUGGGAUCUGACCUCGGGCACAAGAAUUCGACGGUACAUUGGGCAUGAAGAAGUUGUCAACGCGCUGGACAUUACGCGCCGUGGCGAGGAGAUGCUCAUCAGCGGCAGCGACGACGGCUCAAUCGGCAUCUGGGACCCGCGCACCAAGAACGCUGUCGACUAUAUCCAAACUGAUUUUCCAGUCACGGCCGUCGCCAUCUCACCGGCUGGAAACGAACUCUACACGGGCGGCAUCGAUAACGACAUCCGUGUGUGGGAUCUGCGCAAGAAGUCUGUUGUGUAUAGUAUGGCUGGCCACUCGGACACCAUUACGUCACUAAGAGUGUCGCCGGACUCCCAAUCGCUGCUAUCGUAUGCCAUGGACUCAACAGUCAGGACGUGGGACAUUCGGCCAUUUGCCCCCACGGAGCGGCGGAUUCGCACUUUUGACGGGGCCACAUCGGGAUCAGAAAAGAAUCUGCUUGGGGCCAGCUGGGAUGCUGAUGGCAAGAAGAUUGCGGCUGCGUCAGGGGAUGGUACUGUCCUCGUGUGGUCUAGUGAGAACGGCAAGCUGUUAUAUAAGCUCCCUGGCCACCGCGGCACCGUCAACAGUGCAGAAUUCUCGCCCAACAAGGAGCCAGUUCUUCUCUCCGCGUCGUCGGAUCGCACUAUGCUUCUUGGCGAGCUGAAAUGA
Cordyceps militaris CM01 is the source of this 1065-nucleotide messenger RNA. RefSeq names its product U5 snRNP complex subunit. NCBI's taxonomy places the organism in Eukaryota, Fungi, Ascomycota, Sordariomycetes, Hypocreales, Cordycipitaceae. The transcript has 4 exons. Gene Ontology annotation, cellular component: catalytic step 2 spliceosome. The record is from RefSeq and is a predicted model, not a curated record. Bases 1 to 1065 code for a protein of 354 amino acids. Gene Ontology annotation, molecular function: RNA binding; protein binding.